AUGUUUUCAGGUGUAACAGGUAUCAUCAACAGAGGCCAAAAGCUGAAGGGAACAGUGGUUUUGAUGCAAAAGAAUGUGUUGGAUAUUAAUGCUCUAACUGCAAUUAAGAGUCCUACUGGUAUAGUGAGUGGUGCAUUUGGUGCUAUUGGUGGUGCCAUUGGGACUGUUGUUGAUACUGCUACUUCAUUCGUUGGACGUUCUGUGGCUCUUAAGUUGAUUAGUGCUACAAGUGCUGAUGGAAAUGGAAAAGGAAAAGUGGGAAAGCAGACAUUUUUGGAGGGUCUUCUUACCUCCAUACUAACAUUGGGAGCAGGACAAUCUGCCUACACUGUUCAUUUUGAAUGGCAUAGUGAUAUGGGAAUUCCAGGAGCAUUUUACAUUGAGAAUUUCAUGCAACAUGAAUUCUUUCUUGUGAGUUUGACUCUUGAAGAUAUUCCCAACCAUGGAAGCAUCCACUUUGUUUGCAACUCAUGGAUUUACAAUGAUAAGAAAUAUAAAAGUGACCGCAUCUUUUUUGCUAACAAGACAUAUCUUCCAAAUGAAACACCGGCUCCAUUAGUCUACUAUCGACAAGAAGAGUUGAAGACUUUAAGAGGAGAUGGAACCGGAGAGCGCAAGGAAUGGGACAGGAUCUAUGAUUAUGAUGUCUACAACGAUUUGGGCGAGCCUGACAAAAAUGCUAAAUUGGCUCGUCCAGUUCUUGGAGGAUCCACCUUGCCUUACCCUCGAAGAGGAAGAACAGGCAGAAAACCAGCUAAGAAAGAUCCUAAUAGUGAGAGUCGGAGCGAUUUUGUUUACCUUCCAAGAGAUGAAUCAUUUGGUCACUUGAAGUCGUCAGACUUUCUUGCUUUCAUACUCAAAUCAGCAUCUCAAAAUCUCAUUCCUAAGUUAAGAUCUGUAGUUACAUUACAACUAAAGCAACCCGAGUUUAACACCUUCGAAGAUGUGCGCUCGCUUUACGAAGGUGGAAUUAAGCUACCUACCGACUUCCUUAGUGACAUAAGCCCGAUACCACUGUUCAAAGAAAUUUUUCGAUCUGAUGGUGCAGCGGCCCUUAAGUUUUCAACACCUAAAGUGGUUCAAGUUGAUCAUUCUGCGUGGAUGACUGAUGAGGAAUUCGCAAGGGAGAUGAUUGCUGGUGUGAAUCCACACAUCAUCAAAAAACUUGCGGAAUUCCCAGCAAAGAGCAAGCUAGAUACACAACUAUAUGGUGAUAAUACCAGCACCGUGACCAAAGGACAUUUGGAGCCAAACAUGGGUGGGGUCACUGUAGAACAGGCUAUCCAAAACCAUAGGCUGUACAUCCUUGAUCACCAUGACACAGUAUUUCCAUAUUUGAGGAAAAUAAACGCAACCGACACAAAGGCCUAUGCUACUAGGACCUUCCUUUUCUUGCAAAAUGAUGGAACUUUAAAGCCACUGGCUAUUGAGCUAAGUAAACCACGUCCUCAAGAUGAUAGCUUUGGCCCUAUUAGUGAAGUUUACUUGCCUGCAAGUGAAGGUGUUGAAGGUUCUAUUUGGCUACUUGCUAAAGCUUAUGUAGUUGUCAAUGACUCUUGCUAUCAUCAACUUGUUAGCCAUUGGUUGAACACUCACGCUGUUGUUGAGCCGUUCAUCAUAGCAACAAACAGACACCUUAGUGUGGUUCACCCUGUUCACAAACUUUUACUUCCACACUACCGUGACACAAUGAACAUAAAUUCACUUGCGAGAAAUGUCCUGGUCAAUGCUGAGGGUAUUAUAGAAACAGCAUUCUUGUGGGGAGGAUAUUCUUUGGAAUUGUCUGCUGUUGUGUAUAGGGAUUGGGUUUUCACUGAUCAAGGACUACCUAAUGACCUCCUCAAAAGGGGAGUGGCUGUUGAGGACCCUGCUUCACCACAUGGCAUCCGCCUUUUGAUAGAGGACUAUCCUUAUGCUUCUGAUGGACUAGAGAUAUGGGCUGCUAUCAAGUCGUGGAUUGAAGACUAUGUGAAUUUCUACUACAAAUCAGAUGCUGCAAUUGCACAAGAUGCCGAGCUCCAAGCAUUCUGGAAAGAACUCGUUGAGGUGGGUCACGGUGACUUGAAGAAUGCAACAUGGUGGUUUAAAAUGCAAACUCGUAAGGAGUUGAUUGAAGCCUCCACCAUCCUCAUCUGGAUUGCUUCAGCCCUUCAUGCAGCUGUUAACUUCGGACAAUACCCAUAUGGAGGAUACAUCCUUAACCGACCAACUAAGAGCAGGAGAUUCAUGCCCGAGAAAGGAUCCCCUGAAUAUGAAGAGCUUGCUAAGGACUACCAGAAGGGGUAUCUACGGACAAUCACACCAAAGAAUGAUACCCUUACAGACCUAACCAUUAUAGAGGUACUAUCAAGGCAUGCUUCUGAUGAACAAUACCUCGGUCAGAGAAUCGAAGGUGAUCUCUGGACUACGGAUUCGGCGCCAGUAGAGGCCUUCAAGAAGUUUGGAAAGAAGUUGGCUGAAAUCGAGGAAAAGCUCGUUCAAAGGAACAAUGACGAGUCACUGAGAAACCGAUACGGACCUGUGAAGAUGCCGUACACUCUGCUUUAUCCUUCUAGUGAAGAAGGAUUGACUUUCCGAGGCAUUCCCAACAGUGUCUCCAUCUAA
Molecule: messenger RNA, 2604 nt
Organism: Vicia faba (fava bean)
Lineage: Eukaryota; Viridiplantae; Streptophyta; Magnoliopsida; Fabales; Fabaceae
Source: the annotation of a GenBank genome assembly